Messenger RNA from Symbiodinium sp. CCMP2592, 1098 nucleotides. The record is from the annotation of a GenBank genome assembly. Lineage: Eukaryota; Dinophyceae; Suessiales; Symbiodiniaceae.
AUGGCGCAGAACAACCUGAUUGAUGGCACCUUGGCGCGCCUCACUAAGCAGAACCACGCUUCCAUGAAGGUUUUGCUUCGCUACGUCUAUUGUGAAAUCAAGCAAAUGCCCAAUGCCACAGGAGGUUCCUGGUGCAAAAUGAUUCUGCGCUUCGUGGACAGAGACGGCACGGGUCUGUACGCGGAGCUUCGCGCGUCGGACGCCAAUGCUCUGAAGAAGGUGGCUGAUCCCUGGAGCAAGGAUGUCUUCUAUGCCACGCACCUCGAGCCGGUCAGUAACAAAUUCUUCGCUGGGCUCUAUGUGGAUUUGUCAGACAGAGCAUCGAGGGCCACAGUGAUUCCGGUUGCUUCUUCCCACCCGUCGGCGAUGGAGAUGAAGACCCUCUUCCCCGUUGCAAGGUCGGACUUCUCGGUGUUGGCGACACAGUGCCAACACCGAGAGCGUGUGGAUGUCAUUGGACUGGUCACGGAGCUCGAGAUGCCGAGUACGAUCAAGCUCAAAGCCAAUCUCUGGUUGAAGGACGCAUCGGGCAAGGAGAUGCUGGUGAACAUCUGGGGCGUCCGCUUCGUAAAGAGUUUGGUUGACGCGCACGAAGGUAGCGUCGUUCGGAUCGACAACCUUUCCCUGCUGAAGAAGGAGAACAAUUCCAUCGAAGGCACCGCGGAACAUUUCGUCGACAACGACAAGCACGGCUUUAGUAUGCUGCACGUGGACCCCAAAGGCGAUCGGGCACAGGAGCUUCGGAAUCUGGGCACGUCACAAGCCGAUCGCAUCUCCGUUCCUUGGUGCCCUUCCUUGAGUGGUGGCGGCAGGCUGAUCUCCGACUUGGAGCCUUGCUACGUCGCAUGCGCCGCAACUAUGAAUGCAUUCGGCAGCGCAAAGGAGCAGGGAGCAACGCAGGACUGCUUUCGUGUGUUUCUGAUGUGUAGAAGCUUCUUUCCUGAGAAAGUGCCCACCGUGGAGGAGGGGUACAAGGACGAGGAGAAGCACCUGGUGAGGAAGCACGAAGAGGCGUUGCAAAGCAACAAACGAUCUGGCAGCAGCCUCGUACAGGAGACGCCAUCGAAAGUGAAGUGCAGCGCUUGGGACAUGAACUGA